AGAGGUCAGCGAUAGUUUUCAAGAUGGCGGCCCUCAAUGUGCUGGUCUCCGGCUGCGGACGGUUUCUCAGAGGGCUGUUGACAGGCCCGACCGCGACCAGCUGGGCUAGGCCACCAGCCCGCGGGUUCAGGGAAGUGGUGGAGAUCCAAGAAGGGAAGACGACUAUAAUUGAAGGCCGAAUCACAGGGACUCCCAGGGAAAGUCCAAAUCCCCCCAACCCCUCCGGCCAAUGCCCCAUCUGCCGCUGGAACCUGAAGCACAAGUAUAGCUAUGAGGAUGUUCUGUUGCUCAGUCAGUUCAUCCGGCCACAUGGGGGCAUGCUGCCCCGGAGGGUCACCGGGCUGUGCCAAGAAGAGCACCGCAAGAUAGAGGAGUGUGUGAAGAUGGCCCACCGAGCAGGUCUGCUCCCAAAUCACAGGCCCAAGCUUCCUGAAGGAUUUGUUCCAAAGACCAGACCCCGACUCAACAGGUACCUGACCCGCUGGUCUCCCCGCUCCGUCAAGCCCAUCUACAACAAAGGCCACCGCUGGAACAAGGUGCACAUGGCUGUGGGGUCCCCCCUCCUGAAGGACAACGUCUCCUACACGGGCAGGCCUUUGGUGCUGUAUCACUGACUGAGAGCAGGGCCUCCUGAGAGCCUGAGCUCAUCCUACACUCCCACCCCAUCCCACCAGGGCGGCCCGGCUCCUCCAGUGCAGAUGGCACGGGAGGGCGGCAGGUCUGCUCCAGUGCCCGGGACCUGCACCGCUACGGUGAUGGGCACUGGCGGCAGUCAGGGCAGGCGACCCUGCGCAGCUGCGGUGGUCUCACGACUGGCCUGGGCUCAGGGCUGGGGCACCGGCCCUUUGUCUGAAGGAAUAUUAUAAACCAGGCUUGUGCUCCCCC
This is a messenger RNA of Budorcas taxicolor (takin), 885 nucleotides long. It is a transcript of the gene MRPS18A, whose product is annotated as mitochondrial ribosomal protein S18A. Bases 24 to 614 code for a protein of 196 amino acids. Gene Ontology annotation, biological process: mitochondrial translation. Lineage: Eukaryota; Metazoa; Chordata; Mammalia; Artiodactyla; Bovidae. Gene Ontology annotation, cellular component: ribosome; mitochondrial small ribosomal subunit. Gene Ontology annotation, molecular function: small ribosomal subunit rRNA binding; structural constituent of ribosome. The transcript has 6 exons. The record is from RefSeq and is a predicted model, not a curated record.